GAACCUUGGGUUCACCAGCUGCUCCUGGCGGUAGGCAAACUGACCGGGUUGGCCGCCCUCAUCAACACGAGCUUCAACACUCGUGGAAAGCCAAUCGUGAACACGGUCAGUGAGAGCCUGGAGAUGUUAGACACUCUGCCCGACCUCGACUUCGUCCUCAUUGAGGACUACUUGUUCACGGCCCCGGCGGUGAAACUGCCCAUGAAGAAAUUCGACGAUGCGCCUGCAAGGGUCAGUGUCGUCGAGACCUAUGAGCCUCGAAUUCGCGUGUGA
This is a messenger RNA of Symbiodinium sp. CCMP2592, 273 nucleotides long. Lineage: Eukaryota; Dinophyceae; Suessiales; Symbiodiniaceae. The record is from the annotation of a GenBank genome assembly.